AGCGUCUCGGGGAGCUGCUGCGAGUCCUGAAGGCCAUUAUCAGCAAACACCAGAGCCUCAACUCGGUGGACAUUCUCAGUACUGCUGGAACCGUCAUCGCCACGGUCAAAGUUUUCUCCUCUGGAUAUUCACAACCAUGGCCUCUCUCUCACACUGUCUUCCCAAGUCUCAAAAAGAAGUUCCCAGGGAAUGUUUCUCAGUAGUUUUCUUAUAGCUUCAAAGCAAUGCAGCCCUUCAGAAGUCACUCAAGUGCUUAGAAUGCACCAGCAUGAGUUUCAAACCCCAUACGGAGAGUAAGAAAAUAAUAUUUUGGAGUCAGACACCUGAUUCAAGAGGCAGGGAGAAGCGGGUGUCCUUUGUGCUUUGUUUGCCAGUCCAGAGGGAACUACACUGAGGAAUCCUAUUCAAUCUCUCAUUCUCUGAGAUUAUGAUCUGGCAUGCAGGUCAAUUCUUAACUUGGCCGCCGCACAAGAAUCCCCUGAGUAUACCUCGUCUCAAUUUGCAUUGCAAAGAGGGGUAUAGACGGGGCUGUGUUGCUUUCUGAAAAGCUUUCACUUAAUAAGAUAUGGUGACAUGUUGAAGUGAGGAAAGUCUGAAGAGGCUCUGCAUUAAUCUGGAUAGAGCUCAUCUUCACUGAAAUAUUUGGAAUAAGUCCAUACACACAAGGGUGUGUGCAGGCGUGUAUGCCAAAUAGCUAUUAGGUGUAUGCAAGUCUCAUCUUUCGUGCAGUAACUUGACUAUUUGUGUGGCAUUCAGACUUGUUGAUGCACAACAAAGACGCACACAGUAACACCUUUUCAAUAAGGAAGCAUUAGAUUUGACAGCUGAAUAGUUGCUGUAUAGAAGCCUUUGAUUUAAGCUCUUAGUGAUAUUGCUUUAAUGGGUGGAAGGAUUCUUAAGAAUGCAGAUUAAGGUUUUCAAUAUUAAUAGUAACUGGUUAAACAACACCAGUGUUAGUGCUGUAAAUGAACACAAGCCUUUAAUACAUGGCAAAUAUUGUGAAGAGGUUCAACACUUACAGUAGCUCUAAUGAUCUAGUCUGAUCAUGUUUAUGUGCAGUGAAGCAUGCUAUAACGGCUUUUCUGCCACUAGGUGGCCAGAAGUGCUCACUCAUUGACCCUCACACAGUGACAAGGUGAUAUCAGCUGUACACACCAGUAUUUUUUACUGCCAAAUCUCAAAGCUGCGAAUGUUACACAACACAAAUAUGUAAGAAUAUUGUUAUGCUGCUAUUUAUGGAGGUGUGUCAUGUGUACAGGAGGUUGUGUUUUGUUCUCACAUAAUUCUAAUGUCAGAAAAAAAGAUGAAAAGUCUACCAUUUGAUUGUAAAGAUGAGAGAAUACUGUGUGCAUUUCUCCGUCAUCACACUCUUAAGGUGCACCUCUGCUCCAGAUCAGAUAUUUGUUCAUACAGAGUUUUACUACUUCCACCAUCCUGCGACACUUCUUAUUCAGUCGCAUGCCAACUCGCGACGACUUCCCAUUAUUCUUUACUAGAGCAAAGGUUCCUCCUGGACCUGAAUUCUGCGUAGGACUUUGCAGAUGACGAGUGUGUCAAGAUUGUUGUGCGUUUCCACUGAAACAAUACCAUUUUUCCCCGAUGAUGUAACUUCCACGCUUGGACCACUGGUUGGGGCCUGCGCGAGUACUGGCAUUGUAUUCCAGCAAGCCUCAGGAUGUCCUGUUGGGGGUAGGGGCUGGACAGAAGUGGAGGAGAUGUGACUGCACAAGAGAGUUGUGUGCUCUGAAUGGUGGUGGCUACAGUAGCUGGACUGGGGUUGGAAGAGGCUCCCAGGGUGCCCCAUGGACAUUGGACCGCAUCAGAAUCCUUCUUUUGCACCCUUUCGACAGAAUCUUAACACUUCCUGGGUGAACUUUAAGGAGGUGAACGAAGAGAACAAACAGAAGCUGUUCGGAGAGAUCUACACCGCUAUUGACACAUUGGCGUUCACCUUUGGCAAUGUAGUGUCUGACUUCCUUAUGGGAGAUGUAGAGAAUGGAUCAGUUUUGGGGCUCCCCCUAACUAAGAGAAGCAGGUCUUUUGAGAACCUCGCCGUGGAAUCUGGAGGAUCCGGUCCCGAGAAAGAUGAUCCGCCAGGGCCGUCUCCGCCGGUUCGGGCAGAAGAGGUGGACAGGACACUGCAGCGCCAGGACAGCGGGGUGGAGUCGGCGCUGCUCUACGCCAAGGCCUGGUCCAAGUACACCAAAGAGCUGCUGGCGUGGGUGGAGAAGCGUCUCAAUAUGGAUAUUGAGUGUGCAAAGAGUUACGCCAAAAUGGCUGAAUCUGCCAAGACGCUUGCAAGUCAACAGGAAUUCAUGCCCUUCCGUGAGAUCUACACGACUGCAUUCAAAAAUGACACUGAAUACAGCCAGCUGGUACUUCACACCGCAGCAGUACUUCAAAGCAACAAAUUCAUGCAGCCUCUCCUGGCCCGAAAGAAUGACCUGGACAAACUACGAAAAGAGGUCAAGGAGCAGUGGCAGAGGGAGCAAAAGAAAAUGAAUGAGGCAGACAGUGCUCUGAGGAAGGCUCGGCUGCUGCAGGCUCAGCGGCAGGAGGAGUAUGAGAAGGCCAAGGUGUCGACCAGCCGCCUGGAGGAGGAGCAGAUCGGUGGAGGAGGAGGCGCAGCGGCGGUCAAACAGCUGGAGAAAAGGCGCAGGCUGGAGGAGGAGGCUCUGCAGAAGGCUGAGGAGGCCAGAGAGCACUGCAAAGCCUGUCAGAUUGAUGUCGGGGACAAGAGGGUCGAUCUGGCCAACACCAAGAGUGUGAUCAUCACUCAAAUCCGAGAGAUGGUCUCCCAGUGCGACCUCACCCUCAAAGCUGUGACGGUCAACUGGUUCCAGCUCCAGCAGGCCCAGGUUGUAUCACUCCCUGUCAACCACCAGAGCCUGUGUGAAAAUGCCAAACUGUACGAGCCGGGCCAGCGCUAUAUCGACUUUGUCAGGAGUCUACCCACUGAUGGGCCUCGUCUGGAGUCCCAUUCGUUUGAUUCAGCUGUCACACAAAACGCAGGGAUGCCUUUCAACAAGCGGUUGCUAACUGGCAGCCACUCGUCCCACAGUAACCUGUCACAUUCAUCUGUGACCUCUGACCUCCUCGGUACAGACGACGUGGAAGGUCCCAUCUCUGCCCAGCAUGCCAAGGUUGCAGAGAGGCACUCCAGCAGCAGCACUGACAUCCAAGCACUUCGGAUGCAGGCCUCAUUUCGUCCCUGGGCCUCGGCCAGCCAGGGCGGAGGGAUGUGCAGCGACUCAGAAAGUGCUGGAGGGAGCAGUGAGUCCCGCUCCAUGGACUCACCCACUGCAAGUCCAGGAGACUUCAAGAGGAGAUUACCCAGAACCCCCUCCACUGGCACCAUGUCGUCUGCUGAUGACCUGGAUGAGAGAGAGCCUCCUUCACCCUCUGAUAACGGUCUAAGUGAGAUGGUAAUCGAAUCAGCCAGCUCCCCAGGUCCCUUUAGAAACACCCAGAUGUCCAGGGCUGCUCAAACCCACAAGUUGAGGAAGCUCAGAGCGCCGUCCAAGUGUCGAGAGUGCGACAGCCUGGUGGUGUUUCAUGGAGCAGAGUGCGAGGAGUGUUCGUUAGCCUGCCAUAAGAAGUGUCUGGAAACCCUGGCCAUCCAGUGUGGCCAUAAGAAGCUCCAGGGGAGGCUCCACCUCUUCGGCAUCGACUUCACACAGGCAGCUAAGAACAGCCAGGAUGGCAUCCCCUUCAUCAUACGGAAGUGUACAUCAGAAAUCGAGAACAGAGCGCUCAACAUUAAGGGUAUCUACCGCGUGAAUGGUGCCAAGUCUCGAGUAGAGAAGCUGUGCCAGGCUUUUGAGAAUGGCAAGGACCUGGUGGAGCUCUCCGAUCUUUAUCCCCACGACAUCAGCAACGUACUUAAACUCUACUUGAGACAGCUUCCAGAGCCCCUCAUCCUGUUCCGCUAUUAUAAUGACUUCAUUGGUCUGGCUAAGGAAAGCCAGAGGAUCAUUGUGGAGGAACUGGAGGCAAUGCGGCUCAGUCCCACCCCAGUGACCCCGGCCCAGGUCAGCGUGGAUCUCAACCGCGUCCUCUUCAAAAUCAAGGACCUGCUGAGGCAGCUGCCACCAGCUCAUUACAAGACACUGCAGUUCCUCAUAGAGCAUCUGCACCGGGUGACGGAGCAGUCAGAGGAGAAUAAAAUGACAGCCAGCAACCUGGGCAUCAUCUUUGGCCCAACACUGAUCAAACCAAGGCAGGCAGAUGCCGACGUUUCCCUUUCCUCUCUGGUGGAUUACCCAUAUCAGGCACUCAUUGUUGAGCUCCUGAUCAGACACUACCAGAUGAUCUUUGAUACCCCUCUUAGUCCCCUGAGCGGCACCUCGCCUACAGAGAUCGAUGCCCAACGCCUUGACACACGCCUCAACCAACAGGAGAAGGAGCAGCAGCUGAGCAGGCACUCAAAGUCGCUGGGAGACAUUAAGGAGCAGAGCUCUAAGGUGUAUAAGAGGUAUUCCUCCAUAAUUCCCUCCUCCCACUUAUUGGCUGAGGUUCAGGAAACCACGCCAAGCUUCGACGGAAGUGACUUUGAACCUGUUGAUGAAGUGGAUUUGGAAGCCUUCAAUGGGGUUUUGUCAUCAGACGUCCCAGAGGUCCCGAAACCUGGCGAGAGAGGCCUCUGCCGUUCUCAGCAUGUCACCGUCGCCAGAGUCCAGCUCCGACACCCUCGCAACAAACUCUCCUCCCGGCCAAUGAGCAUGCCAGCUGAACGGUUACACAACCGAGGCCAAGUAGACGAGAAUAACACCCGGAACAGCACCGACCAAGGCGACAGGAAAGGAGGCAGUUUUGAUCAGUCCAUUGAAGAGGUGGACGAAACUGAGAGUACAAAAUUGCGAGUGGGCACGCAUUACCGGAGUACAUUCAUUGACACUCAGACGUUACGCAGAACUUGGGACAAACAGUACAAGCAUGAGGUUACUUCCAGAACUGUCAGAAUCGUGGCCAGUUCGCCCACAGAGAGUACGGCAGUGGACCCCAGCAACUUAUCAAGUUCUGUGCCCAUAUCCUCAUCAUCUUUCUCCCUUGGAAGUACUGGGAGCAACAUGAGCACCAUCUUCCCUAACAGACCUUACACUGUCGCAGUGCGACCUAGCAGGACUUUAAGAAGGGAGGACAAUGUAACCAAGUACAGCCCCACUUCAACAGCUUUCAGGGCUCCCAGGACACUUCAGCCUCCCCCAGGGACCUUCUACAAGCCCCCAUCAGGGAGUAAAGCUAAAGCGCUGCAGAGCUGUGCUUUAGCUAACAGCGCAGAGGAAGAAGAUGAUGAGGAGGAUGAUGACGAGGAGGAGGAGGAGUUGGGGAUUGAGAUAGAGGUGUCUGUAGAUGAGCCUCUUGAGGAAGACAACGAGGCUGAGCCAUCUCAGUCUCCCAGCUCUAGUCCUGAGGAGCUGGGCCCAAACCAGGCCAAACCAGUAUACCAGAGACUACGGCCCAGACGCCUCCAAGAGGUCGAACAUCGAGAGGCUCAUUUUGUGUGAUCAUCUGAGAGUCAUGGGUUAUCAGAGAUCUAAAAAAAACAGUGCUCAAAUGUGAUCAAUGUGUGCCAUAUUCAUCUGCAUUGACGCUGCAAAGACAAUUUCCAGAUGUACUAUGAUUGUGGGCCCCAUGCGGACGAUUAUAUGUACCCUUUGUCCUGACAAGACAAACAAGAUGCACUUAAAAAAAAAUGCUGUAUAUUUUAGCCUGAUUGACCAAUAAUUCAUUUACCAAUCACUUGCUCAGUACACUCUGGCACCUGGUCAGAAUAUUUAUAAUUUUUUUUUUAAACUGUGCAAUUACAUUUUUAUUCAAAUAUUUUGUACCAAGUUGUUCCAGGCUCACUAUGUAUGUUUAUAUACCAAAAAACUGUUUGAAUUGUUACAAUAGUGCAUGUAGCCACAACACUGAAAAAAAAAAUGUUUGGUGCACUUAUCAAUACUCUCACACAGAUCUGUUCUGAGUCGUAUUUCUACCUACUGUGAGUCAGAAUGUUUUAAACUGUUACAUUUAGGUUAUAAUUAAUCAUUUUGCUAAUAACUUGUAUAUAAAGCAAUAUAUUGACCGUUGUUACAUGCUGCACUGGGUAUCUGCAUCGGCAUUUGUUGAUGCUGUGGAGCACCAGUUGCAAAGGGUAUACAUCCACUUGUUUUUAUACUGUUGAACUUUUAUGGUGUCAACUUACACUGAUCUGAAAAGCUUUUAGAAAUGCCUCUGGAUUGUAUAAUGGCAUUAUCUUUCUUAUUUUGAUAUAACAUUUCUUAAUAGCCAAAGCUGUUUUUUUCUUUUUACAACUGAAUUAGUUAAAUAACCUAAACCUUACAGGUUCUUUGUAAGUAAUAGGAAGUGCAGCAUUUAUUUAAAUGGUAUCUGUUUUUCAUGGUAAUGUACAAGGUUGACAGAAUGUUGAAAAGUUCAGUGUAAAAAAAAAAAAAAAACAGGUACAUGAAAACAAACACCCUUUUGUAACUUAUUAAAAUAUAUCUGACAACUUCCAUGAUGGUCUGUUU
Epinephelus moara (kelp grouper) is the source of this 6515-nucleotide messenger RNA. Its product is annotated as rho GTPase-activating protein 29-like. Gene Ontology annotation, cellular component: cytoplasm. Gene Ontology annotation, molecular function: GTPase activator activity. The record is from RefSeq and is a predicted model, not a curated record. The coding region runs from base 1803 to 5507 and encodes 1234 amino acids. Lineage: Eukaryota; Metazoa; Chordata; Actinopteri; Perciformes; Serranidae. The transcript has 22 exons. Gene Ontology annotation, biological process: activation of GTPase activity; signal transduction.